Diabrotica balteata is the source of this 830-nucleotide messenger RNA. Lineage: Eukaryota; Metazoa; Arthropoda; Insecta; Coleoptera; Chrysomelidae. The record is from the annotation of a GenBank genome assembly.
CUGUUCUGUGUCCAUUUUUUCAAUUUUUUUUUUUAAAUAAACAGAAGAAUGAUUUUAACCAUUAACAAAAAUGGCGACUAUUCAUAUACACAGCGGGAAAAACAAUUUAGAUUGUAAAAAUCAAACAAGUAAAAUUCAAAGUGUACCUUUUAAAGUCCAUGCCGAUUGUGACGCUAAAGUUAACAAGUUUUUUAAUAAUUAUAUCAAAACUGAUGAAAAUGAACAAUUAACGUCUUCGUUUAGGGGAUAUCCACUAAAAGGAAAACACGUAAAUUUACCGGAGGGAUACCUUGGACUGGUUUUACAUGAAAGUAUCCGACCAGAGACUGACAAAAGUGAUAGAAAAUUCUAUGUUACCAAUACAUUUUCACAGCUAACACAUUGGAAUUGGGAUAAACAACCAAGCAAGAAUGAUACCAUAAUUCAAGCUCUAGAUUGGAUUGAUAUAGCAGAAGCACUCCACAGUCCCAUACUAGAAGAAUGACACUGAAUUUUCCAAAAAUUCAUGUUUUUCCAUCAUAGAUCAAAAGAAAAUGUGCCUUGAACUACAGGAUACUUACACAACAAAUUACCAAUCAAAAAAUAAGGAGGUGUGUUAUAUACAAAUUUUUAAUUGGUUGUUAAAUCCUCAGUGCAACAUUUUACAGCUCUGGAUUUUAUUGAGAAGUUUUAUAUUUAGAUGUAAAAAUAUUAACUUUUAUAGUGAAAUCAUAUUUUACCCAUAAUAAUAUAUUCUUGAGACCUAAAAUGGGCUCUAAGUGAGUUUUUGUUUGAGAAUUUGUUGUGUAAACAUGCAGUACAUAUUUAUUUCAUGUAAAAUUUGUUUGUUU